AUGCGGGUCCCCCUUCCCCACCCUCGAGACUGGCUCCCGAUGGCACACCUCAGGAUGAGCAGAGUGGAAGGGAUGAAUGAAGGCCGGAUCUACAAUAAACCCAGGAACGCUUGUCUGGGCCAUACCCCUCCCAAUCCACCAGAUACUGGAACCACCAGCUGCGACGGCGAGACACCGGUGGUCCCCCGGGCCACUUGUGCUCCCAUCAUCCGGCCCUCAGGGGUGGGAAGAGGGGACGCACCUCCAACCCCAUGCCCGCCCCCACCCCAGUCUGCCCACCCGGCCCAUGAGCCCCAGCCGCAGCCCCCCAACCGGCACAGCAUGCCGCGGGACCCUCAGCGGCCCACCAAGCCCAGGGCAGAGCAGGGUCCACCGCCGGAGCAGGUGACAUCCAGCCGAUACACCGGGGUCCACCUUGCGACCCGCGGUGGAGCGCAGGGCGGAUACCCUGGCAGAGAAGAAAGGGGAAGGCGGAAGCAGGAGAACGCCGAGGAGCCGCCUGAGAGAAUUAAGAGGCAGGCUCCCGUAGGCGUGGCCGUGUCCACCAGAACCACCGGCCGAAGGGCGGAAGAAGCACCAGAGCCCCGAUCAACCCCCGCCCCAGACCACCCCCGGCGCACCCGCAACCGCCCACCCCUCCCCCCGCCGCCCAAGCACCCAACACGCACCCCUAACAGGUGCUACGCCAAGCGCCGGAGACCAGGGGUUGUCCACCCCACCGGCAAGGGACAGCAAACCCCACCCAAGAGGCCCUGCCGACGACCCCAGCAGCAGGAGGGCAGCGGCAGGCGCCUCGGUCCAUACAGGCUGACAGGGGUGGAGACAGACCAAGGGGACGGAGGCGGGGCAGCACCCGUUCGGCACCCCCACCCGCCCGCGAGAUCACCGCGCGCCCAACACACCUGA
Molecule: messenger RNA, 906 nt
Organism: Nerophis lumbriciformis (worm pipefish)
Lineage: Eukaryota; Metazoa; Chordata; Actinopteri; Syngnathiformes; Syngnathidae
Source: RefSeq, a predicted model, not a curated record